CCAAUCAGGUCCUCUGCGGCUCGCAGAAGCUCAGGCACCCGGCCGGCUCAGCCUGCGCCGGGCCGCCUAGCUAGCUCCGGGCUCGGCAGGCGGCCCGCGGGGUCCUGGAUUUCUGUACCCUCAUACAGAGGCCAAGCCAAGGCAGGCGCUGACCUGAGGCCCAGAGGCCCCCCGAGACCUUCGGUCAAGGAAAGGAAAUGCAGACAUAGAGGGCUCUGACCCCGGAAACAGACCAGGAGGUCCCUGCUUGCCUGUGGUGUGACACGUACCUAGCAUUUUAUGCUGACUCCCUCCGCUGACCCCUCCACACCACUGUUCCACACAGCUCCUGAACCAUGGGAGAGAAUGAAGAUGAGAAGCAGGCGCAGGCCAGCCAGGUCUUCGAGAACUUUGUGCAAGCUACCACAUGCAAAGGAACCCUCCAGGCUUUCAACAUCCUUACCUGCCUCCUGGACCUAGAUCCACUGGACCAUAGGAACUUCUACUCCCAGCUCAAGUCCAAGGUGAACACCUGGAAAGCCAAAGCCCUGUGGCACAAACUGGAUAAGCGCGGCUCCCACAAGGAGUACAAGCGAGGAAAAGCCUGCUCAAACACUAAGUGUCUCAUCGUUGGCGGAGGACCAUGUGGCUUGCGCACUGCCAUUGAACUUGCCUACCUGGGAGCCAAAGUAGUUGUGGUAGAGAAGAGGGACACCUUCUCUCGGAACAAUGUGCUGCACCUCUGGCCCUUCACUAUCCAUGACCUGCGUGGCCUAGGGGCCAAGAAGUUCUAUGGGAAAUUCUGUGCUGGCUCCAUCGACCACAUCAGUAUCCGACAACUGCAGCUCAUCCUGUUCAAGGUGGCCCUGAUGCUGGGAGUGGAAAUCCAUGUGAAUGUGGAAUUUGUGAGGGUUCUAGAGCCUCCUGAAGACCAAGAAAAUCAAAAAGUCGGAUGGAGGGCAGAAUUCCUCCCUGCAGACCACGCCCUGUCUGACUUUGAGUUUGACGUCAUCAUCGGUGCCGAUGGCCACAGGAACACGCUAGAAGGGUUCAGGAGGAAAGAGUUCCGGGGGAAGCUGGCCAUUGCCAUCACUGCCAACUUCAUAAACAGGAACAGCACAGCAGAGGCCAAGGUGGAGGAGAUCAGUGGUGUGGCCUUCAUCUUCAACCAGAAGUUCUUCCAGGACCUGAAGGAAGAAACAGGGAUUGACCUUGAGAACAUUGUUUACUACAAGGACAGUACCCACUACUUCGUCAUGACAGCCAAGAAACAGAGCCUACUGGACAAAGGCGUCAUCCUUAAUGACUACAUUGACACAGAGAUGCUGCUGUGUUCAGAGAAUGUGAACCAGGACAACCUGCUCUCCUAUGCCAGAGAAGCUGCUGAUUUUGCCACCAAUUACCAGCUGCCAUCCUUGGACUUUGCCAUAAAUCACAAUGGGCAGCCUGAUGUGGCCAUGUUCGACUUCACCUGCAUGUAUGCCUCAGAGAAUGCAGCCCUGAUGCGUGAGCGCCAGGCACACCAGCUGCUUGUGGCUCUUGUGGGUGACAGCUUGCUUGAGCCAUUUUGGCCCAUGGGCACAGGCUGCGCCCGAGGCUUCCUGGCAGCCUUUGACACGGCAUGGAUGGUGAAGAGCUGGGACCAGGGCACCCCUCCCCUGGAGGUGUUAGCUGAAAGAGAGAGUCUUUACCGGCUGUUACCUCAGACAACCCCAGAGAACAUCAACAAAAAUUUUGAGCAGUACACAUUGGACCCAGCCACACGGUACCCAAACCUCAACUUGCAUUGUGUCAGACCUCACCAGGUGAAGCAUUUGUACAUCACUAAGGAGAUGAACCGCUUCCCUCUCGAGAGAUGGGGCUCGGUGAGGAGAUCUGUCAGCCUCUCCAGGCGAGAGUCAGACAUCCGGCCUAACAAGCUCCUUACCUGGUGCCAGCAGCAGACCAAGGGUUACCAGCAUGUCAGAGUCACUGACCUGACCACAUCCUGGCGCAGCGGCUUGGCCCUGUGUGCUAUCAUCCACAGCUUCCGGCCAGAGCUGAUCAAUUUUGACUCGCUGAAUGAAGAUGACGCUGUGGAGAACAACCAACUGGCAUUUGAUGUGGCCAAGCGUGAGUUUGGGAUCCUGCCUGUGACCACAGGCAAAGAAAUGGCGUCUACCCAGGAGCCCGACAAGCUCAGCAUGGUCAUGUACCUCUCCAAGUUCUAUGAGCUCUUCCGGGGCACCCCACUGAGACCCAUGGAUUCCUGGCGUAAAAACUAUGGAGAAAAUGCUGACUUUGGCUUGGGCAAAACAUUCAUUCAGAAUAACUAUCUCAACCUCACAUUGCCCAGAAAGAGGACCCCACGGGUGGACACCCAGACUGAAGAGAAUGACAUGAACAAGAGGAGGCGGCAAGGCUUCAACAACUUGGAAGAGCUGCCAGCCUUCUCCAGCCGUAGCUUGGGCUCCAAUCAAGAGUAUGCUAAAGAAAGUAGCAGUCAGAACAAAGUCAAGUCCAUGGCCAAUCAACUGCUAGCCAAGUUCGAGGAGAACACUCGGAACCCUCCAGCCAUGAAGCAGGAAUCCCCGAGAAAGACAUUCCCCGUGAGCCUGGGUGUCAGGGACACCUGCUACUUUUGUAAGAAGCCUGUGUACGUGAUGGAGCGGCUGCGUGCAGAGGGCCACUUUUUCCACCGCGAGUGUUUCCGAUGCAGCAUCUGCGCUGCCACCCUGCGCCUGGCUGCCUAUGCCUUUGACUGCGAUGAAGGCAAAUUUUACUGCAAGCCCCAUUUUGUUCACUGCAAAACCAGUAGCAAACAGCGGAAGAGACGGGCAGAGCUGAAUCAGCAAAGAGAGGAGGAAGGAACAUGGCAGGAGCAGGAAGCACCUCGGAGAGAUGUUCCCACGGAAAGCUCCUGUGCAGUGGCGGCCAUCAGCACGCCAGAAGGCAGCCCUCCAGGUAUCCCCACCUCCUUCUUUAGGAAGGUAUUCAGCUGGCCUCUCAGGCUGACAAGAGGCCUGCUCAACCUGCCCCAGAGCCUGCUUAGGUGGAUGCAGGGACUCCUGCAGGCUGCUGGCCACCAUGUGAGGGACAAUGCUCACAACUACUGCUUCAUGUUUGAGCUCCUGAGCCUGGGGCUGCUGCUACUCUGGGCUUUCUCCGAGGUCCUGGCUACCAUGUACAGAGAGUCUGAGGAGUCUCUGGAGAGCAUCCGCAGCUGGCUGCUCAGGUUUAUCCCAGUGAAGCUGCAGUGAGGUGCACGCUGCCCCACAGUGCCCUAACAUUUCCAAGUGUAGACUGCGAUGUUUGGAGUUUGCUCAGGCUCUGGCCAGCAUCUGUAACCAAUUAGCUCCAAGCCAAAGAGUCCCACAUUGGCCACUUCCGCCUGACUUUGACAGGGUUGAGCAUCUGUUCAUGGUGCUAGGGCCAGGGACAACGUGAAGGAUUUUUUUUUAAUGUGUUUGUUUUCUAACAACUUUGUGGUUUGUGUUUUUUAAACCAAAGCGAGCCAUAUUUCUGGGUUUACAUUUCAAUUUUUAACUUUUCAUAAGCCAAAAAGAAAGCACUAUUUUUCUACAGGUAUCAAUAUUUUUGUUUCAGCUGUUUUCCAAGGCCCUUGAACUUGGCAGUGAGUUUAGAUUCAUUGCUGCCAGCAAAGUUAUUGAGCUGAGAGUAGAGUCACAAAAGAGAGGGUACUGACAUGGGGGCAGUGCCUUUUGAUUUACGCAUCCAGAUGCCACCUGGUCACAGUGGGUGCUGGGUUUGUUUGUUUCAAAAACAGAGAUAUGUAAAAAUAUACUGAGGUUGACAGAAGUAAGCACAGGGGUAGAAUAAACCAAAAUUGACCAAAGCACACAGCAGGGUGUCACUGUUAUCUGUCCUCAGGGUGGGAGAGAGGUAUCUUGCUCAUACUUUUUAAAAUCAAAAAGUGGCUUAGAGGCUUUCCCUCUUGUCCACCAAAUCACAGCCAAUGACAGAGAACCACAGGGUUGCCACACUGCAAACAGAUAUCUUCCUCCCCACUAAUGGAUACUGCAGUGAAAGCCUGUUGGCACUUGACCCUGAAUAGCUAUGUCAGGCUGAUGCAAUGCUGAGGACAAACUAUUUCAGAUGGCAUCCUUUUCGCCCCUAUUAAGUCCCCAACCCAGGCUGCAGGCAGAGCCAAAGCCCUUCAGGUCCACCAUGGCUCAGCUGCCUGUCACUUAUGUUCUUUGAAUCAGGCAUGUGAUUCCUCUGGGAAGCAUGGCCCUGAUCAGUGCUAGUGGCAUCCUGGAUGCUUAGUCACGUGUGGCUACCUUGCAUGUUUCAUCAACAUAGUCAAAGCCCCUUUUCCCAGUGCCCCAGAAAAAAUAGCAUCUGGUCUUUAGGUGGCUUCAAGCCCACACACAGUGUCCCCCCGACCCCCUGCUCUAGAAAGAGCCUUCAGCUGUCCCAGCUCCUCUCUGCAAUGCUCAGCUUCAGCAGCAGGCUGGGCAACUGGAAGGCUGAUAAGGGCCUUUUAGGUACUUUGUGUGUCUACAGUCACUGGGUACAAGACAGCCGUUUAUAGCUGCUACCGCUAGUGUGCCCUCUCAAGAUUAAGGAGGUCUGGUUAAAGAUGAGGCAUCUUGAGAGCUUUGACAUAAGCUUUCUGGAGGGUGGGGAAAGAAGGGUGCCUUUCUAGACUCUGCCCAGAAGUCAUGGGAAAGACAGGCAUGGCUGUGGCCAAGUCUGUGGGGACCAGCACCUCUGACCUUGUUGGAACUGUUGCCAAAGUGGUGACGUGCACUGUAUGUGCCCCAUAUAGCUGGGGUGUUAAUGGGCAAGUAUGAUGGGAGGAGCCCUUGAGUCCUAUUAGGUUUCAUUAUGUCACAUGAAUUCUCGAGGUCAUGUUGUGAGUUUUCUCCAACUCAGGGUGGGCUUGGAUGCUUUGUGGAAUGCUCUGGGAAGCUAGAGUGAACUCUCCAAAAAAAAAAAAAAAUCUCAUUUAUAGCCAUACAGAGGCUGGUUUGAAUUACCCUGGUAGACAGGGUGUGUCUGACUCAGGGCUGAGACAUCUGUGUAUUCUGAGACCUUGAGCCCUUCCUGUUGGACAACAGCAGGGGCAGGUCCUGGAGACAGAUACGCUAGAGAUGAAUUUGCCUCAAGAAUGAGUAUGAGACCCCAGGGUAAACCGAAGACAGGGGCUCAUGGGGGGCAGAAGGUCCUGGGAACAUUUGCAGACAAGAAUGGGGUUCUGUUACUCUGCAGACCCCGGGCAUCCACUGUUUGAAAUGAAUAGCUGGCCACCCCCAGGAAGGUUUGUCCCUCCUAAGCAGGCAGCCCUUUGUGAGGGGCCGUGGUUGCUCUAUUCCUCACCGCCAGUGUUCUUUCCUGUUGUGAUUUGUAUUUGUCUUAGGCCUUUGCUAAGUCCUCCUUUCUGUCUUUCUCUUUCCAAUCUCACUUUGCUGCCGCCAGUACGUUUCAGCCUUCCAGUCCUACACCCACUUCUUGGCUGACACUUCUGCUCUAAGGUGACUGAUUUUCUUGGCAAUUUUCAGAGAGAGGUACUAACCCCUAACCCGCUUUCCGCACCCCAUCCUUUGCGUCGGUGGUUCUGGUUGUGCUAACUGUGAGUGUCUUGCCUACUAACGGACUCCCUAGAGGCAUGAGUGGGAGACAGCAUGGGGCGGGGGUCAGCUUGAAAGCCACAUUCUGCCUCCCCUUCUUUGGAGCCCAGCCAGCAGCCUGGGUCCACGACAAGUGCAUGCCCCGUGCCCCUUCUCCUCUGCACCAUGCGCUGGCCUCUCUGCAUGUUUUCUCAGUUGCGCUUUCAAAACCUUUUGUCUUCUUGGGAGGGUUCACCAUGAUUGUGAGACAAUACUGAGGGCUCUUGUCACCUUUCAAAACAUUUCUACUUAAGUAACCUCUGAAAAAAGACAUGUCUAGGAAUAUCUUCUUCAGCCCAUUCUAAUACAAAGAUUACUAAUGCCUUUAAUUGAGACCAUAAGGGACUCAGUUUGGUGAGGUUUUAAAAGUAUACUUUUUUUCCUAGACUCCCAGGCCAGCUUGACCCAUGCUCUGUGCUGUGAAUAUAAUGAUGAUAAGUGAGCCUUUCCCCUCGUUCAGCAUAGCUAAUCCUAGGGGCUUGCUAUGCCUUUCACAUGCCUCUGGACUCUUAAGCCCCUUACUGUUUCACAAGCUUUUAAUCAGAGCAGUCGUGGUCCCAGGAGAAGGGCAGCCACUGUCGAUCCUUCUGUCAAUCUAUGGAAAGUGGCUUAGUAUCUCUGCUCAUUUACCUGGAGCAGCGCACCAGUCAUGUGCUACUACAAGAAGCAGUCACAAAGGAGGGCAGAAAGCAGAUGUGAGUCCAACCCCACAUUUUCAGACUGCAGCCAGAGUCCAUCUCACAUGCAGCUAGAGCUACCCUCUCCUCAGCUUCCACCCAGUCCUGCAUGCCACACUUGCUUGCUGUGUUGGCGCAGAGCCCAGCCAGUACAAAGUCCUCUCCUCUCCUCUUUUCUUCUCUUCCAGCAUUCCCCUCUCUAAAAUGUCAACCAAAGAGAGCCUCCCUCUCCCCUCAGCCCCCCUCACCCCGCUCUCAGCCUCUUUAGACAGCCUCCUCCCCAUCUCUCAACAAGGCAUGUCUGUGACCCUAGAGAAUUCAUUUACAGUGCCAUAUGGAACCCUGUAUUUUACACACACAGCAAACAAUGUUUAGGUUUAUUUAUGAUAUUUGAUGCUGUAAAUGAAAAUAAAUAUGGUUCUUUAUAAAG
This is a messenger RNA of Mastomys coucha (southern multimammate mouse), 6698 nucleotides long. RefSeq names its product microtubule associated monooxygenase, calponin and LIM domain containing 2 (gene Mical2). Lineage: Eukaryota; Metazoa; Chordata; Mammalia; Rodentia; Muridae. The transcript has 20 exons. The record is from RefSeq and is a predicted model, not a curated record. Bases 336 to 3218 code for a protein of 960 amino acids. Gene Ontology annotation, molecular function: FAD binding; protein binding.